This is a messenger RNA of Helobdella robusta, 282 nucleotides long. RefSeq lists its product as hypothetical. The transcript is spliced from 2 exons. The annotation marks the transcript as partial. NCBI's taxonomy places the organism in Eukaryota, Metazoa, Annelida, Clitellata, Rhynchobdellida, Glossiphoniidae. The record is from RefSeq and is a predicted model, not a curated record.
AGAAAAGACAUAUCUCUAGCUCAGAGGGAGUAUAAAAAAAAGAAGUCCCAAAAAAAGGCCCAACGACUGAAGCAGCAAGAAGAUGAGAGGGAAUUAGAUAAGCAUAAAUGGGAGCAAUUCAAUGCCAAGAUAUUUUCAAAAACGAAUAAAGGCAAAGUGAAGAAAAGCAUUUUUGCAUCGCCUGACACUCCGAUUGGUCGAGUUGGGGUUGGCACUUGUGGCGUUAGUGGUAAGCCAAUGACAAGAUUUUUCCAUGGGGAAAAAUACAAUAAAAAAUCGUAG